CGCUCUCCGCGCGAGAGAGGCAGCCAGAGAGCAGGAGCCAGUCAGACGGGAAGAACGUGAGCCGGUGAACGCGUCCCGCUGCAGAACCGAGCCACUCGCCCAGAUCUCAGCGGAAAGCGGCACGAAAAAAGGGAACAUGGUGAAGAGCCGUUGGAUCAUAUCCGCGGGUCUCGGGCAGAAUUACGCACGAAGCGGCAACUUUUACGCACGGAUCUGUGGAGAAAACGAUGCUGCGAUUUGAACUGUUUCACCUCAAGUGUUGGACCCAUCGAUAGUUCGUGUCUGAGGAGGAGGAUUUGGGUGGAGGGCUGUCGAUCUGGACUGCGCCAAAUGUUGAAAUCAGCGGGAUCCAGACUUGGUUACGCACCUGCUUCACUGACGUCUGAUUUGGUCUGGUGAGAGCGUGACUCACCGUGAGCAAACAUUCAAGUCUGCCGACACAUCUGUGGAUACUUGACCCGUGAGAGCUGCGCGGAGCGGGGACCGGGCUCGGAUUGGACGCCGCGGUGCUAAAUGCCCAGCCGGUCGCUUGCGGCUCCUCAGGCUGGGCGGCGACAUGAGCUCCUGGAUCCAGCUGCUGCUGCUCCUGACCUCGCUCGGCUGGGUGGAGUCUGGUCCUCACAGGGUGAUGUGCUCCCGCCGUCGCUGGUCGACCUGCUGGAGAACGCUCCCAUCUCCUCCGUGGACGAUCUGAAGCUCCUGCUGCAGCAAGGAAGCACCGGCGAGGCCGAUGAAGAUGAAGAAGACGAGCACGACUUCCUCGCGAACCGAACUCACGGCCGAUUCACCCGCAGUCUCAUCGAGGCCCAGGUGGCCCAGCAGGCGGAGUGCAAGGUCCGCACCGAGGUGAUGGAAGUGACCAGGUCCAUGGUGGACCGCCGCAACGCCAACUUCAUUCUGUGGCCUCGAUGUGUGGAGGUGCAGCGGUGUUCCGGCUGCUGCAACACCCCGCAGAUGCAGUGUGUUCCCCUUGUUAGCACCACUAGAUACCUGAAGGUGACGAAGGUCCAGUUCAUAAACAGACUGGUCAGCUAUGAACCAGCCAUCAUUUCAGUAGAGGACCACAUCAGCUGCCGGUGUCAGCGCGCCUCACCGUCUUCAUCCUUGUCUUCAUCGCUGCCUGUUCUGGCUCCCCGUUCCCCGCACCUGCAACCACCCCACCACCCUCAUCCGGCGCCGCGGACGGUCCACCCUGCUCCACCCAAGACCCAGUCCUCCAAGGCUGACCUCCACCGUCACGACGACCUGAAGCACAACCAGCAGCACCACCACGCCGAGGAGCCGGCGACACGACAGUGGCAGCAGGGCAGCUACACUCAGCUGCUUCACUGGAAGCAACCGCAGGGGCACCAGAUACCAAGUUACACGCUGCCAGGGACUCAGCACCCGAGUGUCGGAGGGGCCAGCACCGUCAGCAGCCGGGCUUCGGAAGCAAGGGCCGAGCACAGCGUCAUGGGAGCUUCGACCGGGAGCGGCUCCGACAGUAGCAGAGAGGACGGCGGCGGAUCGCAGACGUCAACCGGCAGCAGCACGGAGUACACCGACCAGCGGCAGCACCAGCAGAACCUGCAGUAUCACCUGAGGACACAGUCCCGUCUCAACACUCCUCAGUCGGACAGUGCCUCCCCUCUCAGCAGCCCCACCCCGCCCCCCAGCGCACAUCAAAACCCCACCCCUCCCUUGAGCACAGCUCAGAAGGACUUGGUGACCCGCCGAACGUGGGUCACUGACUCACGGACUGAAACAAGUACUCAGCGAGGUGAGAAGGAGGAGAGCGGGUCGACCACUAGCGGCGACUCGGAGGUGACCACUCGAGCCAAGGUCAAAGACUCUGAUGUUGAGGGUCAUAUAUCGGAGGAGGAGAGGAGGCAGAAGCUUCUGGAGAUGGUACAGAGCGAACCAGAGCAGGAGAUACACCUCCAUCCUCAUCAUCCUCAGCAGAGACCAAAGCCCACCUCCGUCAAAUUAGCGCCAUCUACUGUGGCUCCAUUACUGCCUGCGGCCCGGCGGGCUCCGUUCAGACCAGCAUCCCCUCGACGCAGGAGGAAGCACCGCAAACGCAUCAGCAAGGCAGCGAUCAGGGCGAUGAUCAUGUAGUGCCACGGGACGCGGGAAUCAUAGUGCGGCUGUUCCAAAGAGAAGAACGGGAUCCUUCCCGAGACGUUACAGACGAACAGUGGUGACGUGAAAGUCUUCCAGACUCAAGUGCAAUCUUUAGAACUCCGUGGAAGGAGCAGCGCGCCAAACACUGGACUCGAAAACUUCGGCCGCUUCCUCGGACCUCGGCUGUGGACGGUGACUUGGACUGGGAGUGGUUAUUCCGCGUGGGAAACUGGAAACGCUCGACUGAAAGCACGGAAGCGUAACUGUAUCUAACACUGGGCGCGUUGAACUUAGAAAUGUGGUCAAACGUGUACUGUAGCAUCAUUUACUGGAAACUACUGCUCAGUUUUUGUACUACUGCCAGAUGAAGCGCCUGCCUAGCUGACGUCGCUGUUUAACACAAGUCUUAAGAAGAAACCGGCUUCUAGAGCUGCUGCCAGCCGGCGUAGUCCACACUGUACGUGUCAACGCUUUUAGAAACUAUUUCCUAACUUAUUGUUCGAAAAAGAAGACUUCCACAUCUCAAGUGUAAUUAUUGUCACUGCUAUGUUUCCGGACGUAAUCGUUGGUUGUACACUGUGAUUGUAAUGAAUGUUAUUUUUAUUAUAAAAUAAAAAAUGAUCAACGAAUAUG
Molecule: messenger RNA, 2736 nt
Organism: Synchiropus splendidus (mandarinfish)
Lineage: Eukaryota; Metazoa; Chordata; Actinopteri; Syngnathiformes; Callionymidae
Gene: pdgfba
Exons: 7
Coding region: 514-2097 (527 amino acids)
Biological process (GO): platelet-derived growth factor receptor signaling pathway; positive regulation of MAP kinase activity; positive regulation of protein autophosphorylation
Cellular component (GO): membrane
Molecular function (GO): growth factor activity; platelet-derived growth factor receptor binding
Source: RefSeq, a predicted model, not a curated record